Molecule: messenger RNA, 561 nt
Organism: Hepatospora eriocheir
Lineage: Eukaryota; Fungi; Microsporidia; Hepatosporidae
Source: the annotation of a GenBank genome assembly
AUGGAAAAUUAUAAAUUUAUUGAAAAGAUUGGAAGAGGAACACAUGGCACAGCAUAUCUAUUAAAAUCUUAUCUAGAUAAUAAGUUAGUCGUAUGCAAAUCAAUUUCAUCAAAAUAUGCAAAACAUGCAAACAGAGAAAUUAAUAUUCUUAAACGAUGUAAACAUAAAAGAGUAAUUAGAAUGAUAGAUUUUAUCAAAGUUUCAGAUAGCAUGUAUAUCAUACUAGAAUAUGCUAAUUGUGGAACUUUAGAUUCAAUGAUUAAAUAUUAUGUAAAAUCUGCAAAGAAACCACCCACUGGACUUGUAUGGUCUGCAAUAUCGCAAAUUUCUGAUGCUUUAUAUUAUUUACAUUCAAAUUCAAUAAUCCACAGAGAUAUUAAACCAGCAAACAUACUAAUUUGUAAAACUACGUAUGAGAAAACAGAUUACUUAGAAUUCAAACUAUGUGACUUUAGUCUUAGUACUGAGACAAAGGAUAAAAUUGAAAACAGAUUGAUAGUUGGGACACCAUAUUACAUGGCACCAGAAAUAAUAGAAAAAAAACAUAUGAUCACAAAAUAG